Messenger RNA from Thlaspi arvense, 777 nucleotides. Lineage: Eukaryota; Viridiplantae; Streptophyta; Magnoliopsida; Brassicales; Brassicaceae. The record is from the annotation of a GenBank genome assembly.
AUGGCUCCUCCAAAAUCAAGCGAAGACGGGGAGACAAAGGAUGGAUCUUCAAGCGAUUCCCAAGUGACGGAGCCCAUGGAAACUUGCAGCAGCGUUGCCUCUUCUUUGCUGGGGAAGCGCAAGGCCGAAACCACCAACGCGGAGGAUCCCGAAGAAAGCGAAGGCGACGGAGAAGAAAGCGAAGGCGAGGGAGAAGAUAGUGAUUUGGUUUGGGAUAAGGAUAGCUUCGAUGGCCAGGUAUAUAACCCCUCGGAUUACCCUGUGUAUUCGGACGAGGAACUUGGAGAACAAUGCCAUAACUACUAUCGCGCCGUCAUCGAAACCAAGGGUUUCUUUGAGCCAACGGGAAAUUUUCCCCGUUACCACUGGGAUGGAAUUGUUCCAGUCCCAGAGAGUCCUCCUCCUAUGUUGUUAAUCUACUUGGGAUCCUCCUUGUUUACUACUUUUGUCCAGAACAAGAAUGUGAAGUUCGACCAUUUCUUGAGGGCCAAUUUCAACCCAGGGGGAAGGACAAAGUACUACAUCACUUUUGCUGCAAGAGAGUCUCCUGAUGCACCUUUAGUGGAGUAUCAAGCUAAGGCGAUUCGGGAAGCAGGCGAGACUUAUCCCAUCCUAUGCAGACCCGCUUCUCCACCAAAAAAGGGUACUUUUCUCCCAAGAAACCCUUGUCACAUCCUCUGGUUUUGCCUCUGGGCCUGUUAUGCUUUAGUUGUAUUUGAAGGCGGUGGAAGAGGUCAGUCGGAAGACGUAGCCAAGGCGGUGGAAGAGGUGAAUUGA